Bemisia tabaci is the source of this 3307-nucleotide messenger RNA. Its product is annotated as sialin. The record is from RefSeq and is a predicted model, not a curated record. Gene Ontology annotation, molecular function: transmembrane transporter activity. Lineage: Eukaryota; Metazoa; Arthropoda; Insecta; Hemiptera; Aleyrodidae. Gene Ontology annotation, cellular component: membrane. Gene Ontology annotation, biological process: monoatomic anion transport; transmembrane transport.
CAGUGCCUCAGUGGGCCCGCUAACAUCGUCCGACUCAGCCCCUCCGCGUGCUCUUCGCGUUUGUGUUCACUUUUUGUGCUGCUCCUUUGGACUUUUUUCCAGUUUCCUUGGACUUACACUCAGUUUUCUCAGACUUUUUCCCAGUAAUCUCAGGCCGAUUUCCCGGUCUACCCCAAUAGAUCUCAUUGUCUCGAAGGCUAACUUUUGGACACCAUGGUACGAACAUCCAAGACAGACCUCAUUGUGCAGCAGCGCAACAGUUCAAAAUGGAAAAUUUUCAAGAGGAGACGAUAUCUGGUGUCGUUCCUUGCCUUCUUUGGGUUCAUCAACAUCUACGCCCUCAGAGUAAAUCUGAGUGUGGCAAUCGUAGCGAUGACGACGGAACACAUCAAGAUCGAGAAGCUCGCAAACGGCACCACCAUAUCAAAAACGGUUCAGGAGUUCAACUGGGACUCGAAGCUGAGAGGGCUGAUUCUGAGCUCCUUCUUCUACGGUUACCUAUGUACACAGAUGCUGGGUGGGUGUCUGAGCCGGCGCUUCGGGGGCGCGCGGAUCUACGGGGUUGGAGUGGCGGUUACCGCCCUCCUCACCCUCAUCACGCCGCCCUUGACCAGACUCAACGUCAAUUUCCUCAUCGCCCUCAGGAUUCUCGAAGGGGUCUUUGAGGGAGUCACGUUUCCGUGCAUUCAUGCCGUCUGGUCCGAGUGGGCGCCGCCGAUGGAGAGGACCCAACUCGCGUCCAUCGCCUUCUCCGGCUGCUUCGUCGGCAUGGUCGUCGCCUACCCCAUCUGCGGCUUCUUUGCCGAUGUCUUCGGCUGGGCAGCCGACUUCUACGUUACAGGUCUCCUUGCCUUAGUUUGGUCCGUGAUAUGGCUGUGGGUUGUGAGGGACCGCCCAGAAGAUGAUCCUCAUAUAUCAAGCAAGGAGUUGAGAUACAUAAAAGAUUCUCUCUGUGGUUUCUCGACGGAUAAGGAGAUACCAGUGCCGUGGAAAAGUAUAUCUACAUCCAUGCCAGUUUGGUCCAUUGCAGUCGCUCAGUUUUGUGCAGAUUGGGGUAAUUUUACGUUGCUGACACAACUUCCAUCCUUCAUGCGAGACACGUUGAGUUUCAACCUAGCUGAAACAGGGUUCAUAUCAGCGUUACCAUAUGUGGCAAUGGCUCUCAUGACACAAAUAUCUGGUUUCCUCAAUGAUUGGGUGCGGGCCACACACCUAUCUACAACGCAGACGAGGAAGUUGUUCAACUGCUCAGCUUUUACCUGUCAAGCAAUCUGCAUGUUUGCCAUAUCGUACACGAACACUCCCACAGGAAUUAUCUUCUGCCUGAUCAUGUCUUGCGGUCUUGGAGCCUUCGCGUGUUCUGCAUUCGGUGUCAAUGCCCUGGACAUCGCCCCGCAGUACGCUAGUUUAUUAAUGGGUUUCACCAACACAUUCAGCUGCCUACCAGGAAUGAUCAGUCCCAUUCUAGCAGGAUACUUAGUUCAGCACAAGGAGGCGGCUGAGUGGAAAUCAGUAUUCCUGAUCACCAGCGGUGUGUACGUUUUCGGGGCUGUUUUUUACGGAAUAUUUGCAGACGGGAAUAUUCAGUCAUGGGCCAGGGACGAUUCGAAGCCAGAAAAAAGUAUACCUCAACCGAAGGACACAGAGAAACAGCAACCUGAUCUGGGUGACGUCACUAAGUGCACCGUCAACCUGCCUUCGUCAUUCGAGAACUCUGCCUGUACCGUUCAGGAGUGAGAAACAAAACAUGGAUUGAAGGGCCAUGUGCAUGAAAUUGUUAGUGCUACUCAUUAUUUAGAGAAAGAAAGGUUUUGAGUCGACAAUAUUACAGGGAGUUUUAUGGCCUGUAAAAGACUGGAAACUGGCGAAUCAAGAUACAAAUUGAGUUUCGCCACUUUUUUAAUAGAUAAUCCCGGUUAUAAUGAUAUCGAAAAUAAUCCAAAAUCAAUAUUUUGAUUUAUUUUUCCAAAAAUAUCAUUCAACGUGUUCAUGCAUCGGGCUUUUCAACUACCCACCAGUGUUAAAAUGUAUCACUAGAUCUGCAAAACUGUGCUUUAUAUUCUGCUUGAAAAUUUGUUUGAACCAGCAGAGUGAAGUUCAGUUGAAUAUUGGGUCUAGGAUGAAAAACGCUCUCUAAAUGUUCGUAAGAACGAGGUUUGUUUACUUCGGAUUCAUACAUGCAACGGAGGAUAAUAUCAGGUGAGCUUCUCUGAGAAUAAUCAAAGCCCCGAAAAAGAAAAAAAAAACCAAGUUUACUCCUUGAGAAUUACGCUGUUUUGAAUCCAAUGCUUUACAAUUGGCAUCUUCACUGAUGAAUAAGAUUUUGUUAUCGAAUGUCAAUGAUGAUUCAAAAUUAUCACAACUUUCUCUUCUAUGAAAAGAAACUGUCAAAUCGAUUUUCGAUGCUUCUAAGAUAAACUUCCUAUCCUCUGGAUCCUUCUUAAAUAUGGCAGGCGCCUUGUUAGUUGCAACGAAGAGGAUAGUGAUUCGUGUAUUCGUAGGAAUUACAAGAUUGUAAGUAACUUUUGAGUACAGAGAUAUUUAGUAAUUCGUGUCAGAAUUGCCUUGAAAUAAGAACUUCUCUCCUUUUUUAUCUCCAUGUCAUCUUAAUAUGAUCGCCAUCUACGGAUGGUGUUCUGUUGGUAUUGUGAUGUACCUGUUUUUAAUUCAUUUUGUAAUUAUAGAAAAACAAGUGACUUGGUUUGCAACGUCGCGAAAUUAAUGGGACAGUGCAUUUUUUAGAAGUUAAAACUUAACAAAAUUUGAUAAAUAAUCAACUCUUGAUUCGAGUGUUCACCAACUUGCAAUGCGUAUAUUUAAUCCAAAAAUAUGUCGCGAAAAUGUCGGUUAUAAUGGUUGGCAUAGGAUAACCAACCAUGUUGAAUUAUUUAUCGUCCUUUGAAUUCCACACGAUUUUUUUUUUUCAUUUUUUUAUGAUAUGUAUUGAUUUUCUACGUCCGAUGUAAGUGAUCCAAUUGAAUUAAUUUUAAAAGAGAGAAACCAAGUCAUGAAAGAGAUAAAUAUACAUAUAUAUUAAGGUUCCUUGUUCUACAACAAUAAAGAUAAAAAGUGAUCUUUGAGUCCAUAUCAUGAAUUUUAAAAAUCAUUCGUUGGAUUUGAGAUCUUAACAAGGAACUUUAAUGUACUCGUUGAGCUUCAAAUCUCUGAUGAUGUACUUUCCUUAAAAAUGUGAUGCGGUUUUUCUUCGUUAAAUUUAAUCCAAUUUUCUCAUCUAAAAUUCCCAAUUUUUUACUCUUAAGAUGCUUACUCAAUAUGUAAAUACACAAUCAUUAUUUGUAAUUUUUAA